CCUGGUGAUGUAGAAAAUUCGCUGGUGGGGAUAUCCGAUGGGGCGGCGGAGCGGGAAGAAGCCCUUCUCCUUCUUCUCCAAGAAGGGCCGAUCGGCCAACCGGCUGGAGCUGCAGCCGCUCCCGUCCCCGAUCCCUAAUCAUCUUGCCGCCAAGAACAGCAGCAACCCCGCUGCGGCUUCAGAUAGCGCGACGGCGGCGGCGCAGUUGCAUGGGGUUAAGGCGGCGAAAAAGAAGGCCGGCUCGCGCCUCUGGAUGAGGUUCGAUCGCGCCGGGCAGUCGGAGGUCCUGGAACUCGACAAGAGCGCCAUCAUCAAGCGGGCGGGGAUUCCUCCCCGCGACCUUAGGAUUCUUGGACCCCUCUUCUCCCAUUCGUCGAACAUCCUCGCCAGGGAAAAGGCUAUGGUUGUCAAUCUAGAAUUCAUAAAGGCCAUUGUUACUGCUGAAGAAGUGCUAAUACUGGAUCCUCUGUGUCAAGAAGUUCUCCCUUUUGUAGAUCAGUUAAGGCAACAACUCCCUUUGAAGAGUCCUUUCAGGGUCGAUGAUCCUAAUCUUGAUAAACAAAGCAAAGAUAAACAUGCAACUGGUGAAGAGUGGACAAAAAUAAAUGAGGCAGCUGAAAGUGAACAUGAACUACCAUUUGAGUUUCAGGUGCUUGAGAUUGCACUAGAAGUUGUUUGUUCAUAUUUGGACUGUAGCGUCUCUGAUCUUGAGAAAAAUGCAUACCCUGUGCUUGAUGAAUUAGCCAUGAAUGUUAGCACCAAGAAUCUUGAACGUGUGCGGAGUCUGAAAAGCAACCUUACUCGUUUGCUUGCACAUAUUCAGAAGGUUAGGGAUGAAAUUGAACACCUUUUAGAUGACAACGAGGAUAUGGCCCAUCUAUAUUUAACAAGGAAGCAAAUCCAGAAUCAGCAGUUUGAAGCUUUGAUAGCCUCUGGGGCUUCAAAUAGCAUUGUUGCUGCAGGACCAAACCUCGCAAGACUUGGCUCUAAUUUAAAUUGUAGCGCAAGCAUUAUUUCUAGUAUCUAUGCUGAUGAUAAUGAUGUGGAGGAUUUGGAGAUGUUACUUGAAGCUUAUUUCAUGCAGCUUGAUGGAAUGCGCAACAAAAUUUUGUCGGUGAGGGAAUAUAUUGAUGAUACAGAAGACUAUGUCAACAUCCAGCUUGAUAACCAGCGAAAUGAACUUAUUCAACUCCAGUUGGUAUUAACCAUUGCAUCGUUCGGCAUAGCUGUAGACACCCUUAUCGUAGGUGCAUUUGCAAUGAAUAUCCCCUGCCAGUUAUAUGAUAUUAACCACAUCUUUACCCCCUUUGUUGGAGGCACAUCAGGAGGCUGUGUCCUGAUCACCUUGCUCAUGCUAGCAUAUGCCAGGUGGAAGAAAUUACUUGGGUCUUAAAUGGACCAUGUUCCAGGCAAUGUCAGAGCAAAUAAUUUCACAGCAACAGUUAUGGAUUGGUUAUUUUGAUAAUCUGGUGUGCGAGAUAUGUAAGCAAACACAUCUGGUGUCAGGAUGAUGUCGAUUUAAGCAAGUUAUGGUAUGCAAGAGUACAAGUUUGAUUCCACAUUGCUGCUAAUGUGCGAAAAUCUCUUUUGCUAUUGUGUUAAUAAUCAAACUGCAGAGUUUGGUGCACUUGGACAUCGAUCUAGUCAUCAAGUGAUGUUGCCUUUUUCUCUACCAUAUGGCCUUCCUUUCUUUCUGUUUUGCUGUUUCUAGCUGUUCUUCCUGGUCAUGUAUUGAUUUGUGACUUGUGAGUACAUUUUCUUCAGAAUGGCCACUUAGAUGGGUAAAGAAAUUUUGACA
Messenger RNA from Musa acuminata subsp. malaccensis (wild Malaysian banana), 1798 nucleotides. Its product is annotated as putative magnesium transporter MRS2-G. NCBI's taxonomy places the organism in Eukaryota, Viridiplantae, Streptophyta, Magnoliopsida, Zingiberales, Musaceae. The record is from RefSeq and is a predicted model, not a curated record. Gene Ontology annotation, molecular function: magnesium ion transmembrane transporter activity. Gene Ontology annotation, biological process: magnesium ion transport.